Molecule: messenger RNA, 1283 nt
Organism: Kockovaella imperatae
Lineage: Eukaryota; Fungi; Basidiomycota; Tremellomycetes; Tremellales; Cuniculitremaceae
Product: eukaryotic integral membrane protein-domain-containing protein
Exons: 5
Coding region: 143-1237 (364 amino acids)
Biological process (GO): retrograde vesicle-mediated transport, Golgi to endoplasmic reticulum
Cellular component (GO): membrane; Golgi apparatus
Source: RefSeq, a predicted model, not a curated record
AGUUACUUUCACGUCAACGACAGCGACGACCACGAUCACCACGGCAGCAGCAGCAGCAGCAGCAGCAGCAACGAGGGCAGAGUACCCUCUGAGACUAUCUUCUUCGAGCUGACUGCGACCCCUCGAAUCACUCGCUCUCACCAUGCCAGCAGUGUCAUUCCUCCCAUUUCUCCACUCUAUUCCUUUCGCAACGCGCAUAUUGACGCUCACACUUGUCAUCACGACUUUGGCUGGGAUAUUCUUGACGAACCUCAUUGAAGAGAAUACGGCUGUGGGGUCAAGAAUCGAAUCACCGCAUCAUGGAUUACCCUGGAGAGUGUAUCUUAAUUGGUUGGUCCUGGUUCCAGGGACGAGCUGGAAAUUUCCUUGGGUGUUGGUGACAAGUGGAUUUGUGGAAUUGAGUAUAGUCGAGCUCGUCAUGUCCUCUGUAUCACUCCUACUCGCAGCACGGUAUCUCGAGCGCAUCUGGGGAGGUCGUGAACUUGUCCGAUUCGUCCUCGUGACCAUCUUUGCAUCCAAUGUCAUCGCCUUUGGUUUCAGCUGGUUGACUUAUUUCGUCCUACAAGAUGAGAAUUAUUCCUUGUACGGCGUCCCGUAUCACGGUAUGACGGCGCUUCAAGUUGGGUUCCUGGUGGCUUUUACUCAGCUCGCUCCGGAACACCAGCUACAGCUCUUUGGGCAGUUCAAAGUGCGGGUCAAGACCCUUCCCGGUAUCUACCUCCUCAUCUCCAACGUCCUCGUCUUCCUGCUUGGACCUUCCCCUUACAUGCUCGUUCAAUUUGGAUUCUUCGUCGCUUGGGUCUAUCUUCGAUUCUACAAAUUGUCAGAGGAUGGUCUCUCGCGUGGAGAUCGUAGUGAGACUUUCGCGUUCCAGUACUGGUUCCCGCCUCCCGUUAGACCGUAUAUCGCCAAAUUGGGCAAUCUCGUCUUCUCAUUAGCCACCCGAUUCAAGCUCGUUCCCGCUUGGGACGACGCUCAAAGUUCAUCAUCCUAUGCCAUGUUACCUGGACCUGGAUCAGCCCGUGCAGAAGCAGAGAGAAGACGCGCAUUGGCGCUCAAAGCCUUAGAUGCCAGGUUGGCCAGUGGACCGACGCCAGCUGCUGCUGCUGCUGCUGGCAGCGGAGGCGGAGGCGCCACAUCAGCUCCGACUACGAGCGCUCCGUCCGCUUCGUCAACAAGUGGACCUGCUGCUUCAACACCAAGUAUCAAACCGGACGAGAGUAAAGUGAAAGAUUAGAUCUGUCCGUCGAUUCAAUGUAGCAUGCAUAUCUCGCGUCCCAUAC